This is a messenger RNA of Adineta steineri, 1284 nucleotides long. The record is from the annotation of a GenBank genome assembly. NCBI's taxonomy places the organism in Eukaryota, Metazoa, Rotifera, Eurotatoria, Adinetida, Adinetidae.
AUGUUACACAGCAACGGUACAUCACCAAUAAAUAAAACUACAAAUAACAACAGUGGUUCAUCGACAAAAAAAAUCAUGGGUCGUAAAAAAAUCAAUAUAACACGUAUUAUUGACGAGCGUACUCGUCAAGUAACAUUUACGAAAAGAAAAUUUGGUUUAAUGAAAAAAGCCUAUGAAUUAUCAGUUUUAUGUGGUUGUGAAAUAGCUUUAAUGAUAUUUAAUAGCAAUGAUCGUUUAUUUCAAUAUGCAUCAUCCGAUAUGGAUAAAGUUUUAUUAAAAUAUGCUGAUUAUAAUGAACCACAUGAAUCCUGUACAAAUGUCGAUAUAAUCGAUAUCUUAAAUAAAAAAGUUAAACCAACACAAAUGACAAUAUCGAAUAAUAAUAAUGAAGAUAAUGAAAUCAUGGAUCAACAUGAUGAUAAUAGUGGUGAGCAAACUGAUAGUGGUAUUAGUAGUACAUUUACUAAUGAUAUCGAACAAAUGUUUGCUGAUACAGUUAAUAAUUUUCUUGUUAAUAGCAAUAUUAAUUGUUCAUCAACAAAUGGACAUGAUGUAACAUUCCUUAAUAAUACUAAUACUACUGUUUUACCAGAUUUUCAAUAUUUGACAUCUCCAUCAAACGAACAACAAUUAACACCACCACCGCCACCAUUACAACAGACAACAACAACAACAACGAAUUACAUUCCCAUUUAUCCUAUUCCGAAAUCUGUUGAUUGUAAUCAGUAUGGGAAUAACAUUACCAAUAAUAAUCAUUCGAAUAUAAAUCAUAUUAAACAGCAACAGCAACAGCAACAACAACAACAACAACAACAACCAUCAAUGAACAGUUAUACUAAUCAACAACCAAUAACAAAUAUUGGUCGUAUCAUGACAGUUGGGCCGGAUAUGAGUGUUUCAGCGAUUGAUAUAAAUGCCCUUGCAUCACAAUUAACAUCGAAUUUUUUAGCAUCAUUAACUAAUGCUGCUGUUGUAACAAAUAAUAAUAAUAAUAAUAAUACUAAUAAUAAUUUAGCAUCAAACUUACCUAUUAAUAUAAUCAAUCGUGAUUGUCAAACAACAAAUGUUGGUACAACUCAAACAAUAAUGUUAACAAAUAGUCCAAAUUCAAUUAUUCUUACUGGCCAACAUCAACAACAACAACAACAACAACAACAAUCGAUAAAUCGAAAUUUAAUUAAACAAGAACCAAUUCUCUAUACUACAACAACAGCAACAAAUACUGGAAGAAAUGACUUGUGCUAUGAGCCAACGAGUUCGAAACAAACUCGUUUAUGGCAAUAA